Molecule: messenger RNA, 456 nt
Organism: Aaosphaeria arxii CBS 175.79
Lineage: Eukaryota; Fungi; Ascomycota; Dothideomycetes; Pleosporales
Exons: 1
Coding region: 1-456 (151 amino acids)
Source: RefSeq, a predicted model, not a curated record
AUGCGUUCACCGGUCAACGCACUUCUAAGGUAUUGGCAUAGCGUAUUAGGUCUGCCACGACAACUCCCAUCAUGGCACCGGGAUCGACUUCGCGAAGAACUGCUCGAACGACGCAUGACGAAGACUUCGUGGCGGAAACUGAGCGAAACAUCAGAUGUCUUCUUUUGCAUCAGUCGAGCGCGCUACGAUGGCUCCUAUACCCGGAAUCUGCCACCAAUCACCCCCCGCCAUACUCUGAUAUACGUCUAUAUGGUCAUCAAGUACACAUCGCGAUGGGAACUGUACCGAACGACGGCUCGCCUUUGUCGCGUGCCUCACUUCGAUCAGGUAUGCGAGGUAGUUAAUCCGGGUAAAGAUCACAAGCUCGCUGAAGUCGCUCUGCGCCAUGACAUUGACGUGGCGCACUUCAGUAGAGUUUGUCGCCGGCUGCAACGUGUGUGGCCCCUUCUCCCAUAG